Molecule: messenger RNA, 1758 nt
Organism: Peniophora sp. CBMAI 1063
Lineage: Eukaryota; Fungi; Basidiomycota; Agaricomycetes; Russulales; Peniophoraceae
Source: the annotation of a GenBank genome assembly
AUGUUCAAAAGCAUUCUUCCUGGAAAGCGCCUACCUGCCGAUGACGAGUUUACCAUGGUCACUCCAGGACCUGGCGCUCUGAACGGCAAGGAGAAUCAGCGCGUAGGAUCAGCAGCGAACAAGUCAACUCGGCAGCCUCUAUUCUCGGACAAGUAUCGCGGAAAGAAGAAUGCCGACGCCAACUCCCAACCCGCCGAGAUGAAUAACCAGUUUGAUCGACUUCUUGACGAUCUGCAGAUCCCGGAAUAUCUGCGACCACGACUGCUCGGCAUGGAAUCUACUGUGAAAGAGGCCAUGCUCAAGUCCUCUCAUACCCUUGUCAUGCCUCAGACGUCGGAUCGCCCUGCCACCCCACCACCUACGCGUGGACUUCGCCGCGUCCAAAGUGGCAGCUCCUUGAGCAUCGAGUCUCCACGGCCGCAGAGAGUCGCUAGCAACUUCUAUCAGCAGCCCAGCAUGGCUAUUAGCGGAACCACGCUUGUUGAUGGACAACGAAGCCGUGGAAUAUCGAUGGAUCUGGCGAGGCCUAAGUCUCGUGGCGCCGGUGAUGGUUCGAGCAAGUCGGCGAAGGACAAGGGCCCAGCAAAGACGCUUUCUCCAGUGCAGUUUGUGAGCCAGCUUACGAGCACCUCGAGCCUUACAUUGCCUGUGGAGUCGGUGAAGAAGCUGCGCAUCAUGCUUCGCAAUGAACCUGCCAGUUGGACGCAAGACUUCCUAAAGUCGGGUGGAUAUUCAGCGUUGCUGACGCGCCUCAACGAACUACUCGAAGUCGAGUGGCGUGAGGAACAGCACGACGAUCAACUGCUGCACGAGGUCCUGCGCUGUGUGAAGGCUCUGUCGACAUCCUCGAUUGGCUGUUUUGCGCUACGGAGCUCUUGCCCUACACCAUUUGUGCAGCUCCUUACGCUUCUAUACUCGGACAAGAAGCCCGGCGAAGUCUCAACCCGGCAACUGAUCGUUGACUUGCUUCUCCUCAUCUUCGACUUGUACCCGGCAUCUACCCUCCCUGCGGCCGGCAACUCUCCUCGUGCUCGUCGUUCCAUGUCAGAUGCUAUCAUGCUUCCCCAUCCGCAUACGAGCAUCUUCGGUCUCAUGAAGACACUGCUUCUUACGCCUGCACCCAAGGCUGCGGAGGCCCCAGAGACCGAGGUCUCUCCCCACGAGUUCAUAGAGUCUCUCCACAAGCCACGAAUCUACAAGACGUAUCUACAGGAACUUUCCGACAUUUGUCGCGACUACUUUUGGGUCUUCUGUCACCCGAAUAACACCAUAUGGGUACUGUCAGAGGUGGACGAGGGUAAGGUUGAGAAACCCAAGGCACCCGGCGGUAUGACUGGUGGUGUCGAGUUUGAGGCGAUGUCGUAUCUGACGAGCCAUUUCCGUUUACUCAACGCGGUCUCCAAGGCCGCGCUGGACCUCGGACAUCCGCAGGACCACCCAGAUUCUGCGUACCACCUGCACGCUGAUCUUUUCCUGUCGGGCCUCGAGCGGAUUCUUCUGAUUGCACGCAAAGCAUCAACUACGUACUACCCAACUUUACACCUCGAGAUUGCACGCUACGCAGCUCUCGCUGGUCAGUCUCGUUACGAGCUUCCGUGGACGGUCAGCCGGCUGGUAGGGCCACCUCCCGCCCCUCUCGCUCGUCGUGUUGCACGCCCAGCGGACGUCGCCACCCGCUUCACCCGCCUUACCGACACCGCGGCGUGUGACGCCUAUGCACUUCGACUAAGCGCCAACGACGUUAGUUGCCGUAGUUGA